AUGGCAACCCAGCAUUCGAUCGAUACGUGCUUUCUCCCAUUCCACGGACAACGCAACCAAGCGACUCGGGUACGUAGCUUGGAAGAAGAUACUCCCGGUUAUUCCGAUGGUGGCCACGAUGGAUCUCUAGAGAGGGCUUACUGUUUAAUGGCGGUAACUAUUUUGAUCAUGAGGGUUGUGAAUAUGAGGAAUCUUACUGUUCAACCCGGAAUCUUCGGAUGUUAG
Botrytis byssoidea is the source of this 225-nucleotide messenger RNA. RefSeq lists its product as uncharacterized. The transcript has a single exon. The record is from RefSeq and is a predicted model, not a curated record. NCBI's taxonomy places the organism in Eukaryota, Fungi, Ascomycota, Leotiomycetes, Helotiales, Sclerotiniaceae. Bases 1 to 225 code for a protein of 74 amino acids.